Messenger RNA from Chanos chanos (milkfish), 1470 nucleotides. RefSeq names its product cyclic GMP-AMP synthase a (gene cgasa). The record is from RefSeq and is a predicted model, not a curated record. The coding region runs from base 1 to 1470 and encodes 489 amino acids. Gene Ontology annotation, molecular function: chromatin binding; 2',3'-cyclic GMP-AMP synthase activity; double-stranded DNA binding. The transcript is spliced from 5 exons. NCBI's taxonomy places the organism in Eukaryota, Metazoa, Chordata, Actinopteri, Gonorynchiformes, Chanidae. Gene Ontology annotation, cellular component: nucleus; site of double-strand break; cytosol. Gene Ontology annotation, biological process: DNA damage response; activation of innate immune response; cellular response to exogenous dsRNA.
AUGACUGGGAGAGGAAAAUCACGCAAAGAGUCAACAAAACGUCCAGGAGAAAGCAGAGCAAAAAGCCCAACUCCGACUCGGACCAGGAGCGCCAGACAGACUAAAGGGCCCAGGGGUCCUCAAUACGCCCAGGACACGUGCGUAACGGAGUCAGGACGCAUUCCAAAUCCCGUCUCGGACCCCUCGCCAAAAUCAGCCUCCUGUAACCCGGAAGAUUCUAACCACGUGCAGCAGGUUGUUAAAAAUGUAGAAACAACGGCUCGCAAGAAAUUUCCAAGGAAAGGCAAUAGCGUUGAGAGUACAGAUGGACAGAGCGCUGACAGAAAUGAAAAUGCGCCCCAGGGGAUUGCCAAGAAACUGACCAGAAGAGGCAGUAGCUUCGAAGGGAAUCCAAACAAAACUCUCACAUCGACACUUGAAAAGUUAAAGUUAAGGAAAGUUGACAGAUCAGAAGCAACAAGACACGUUAAGGAUGCUGUGAAGGCCAUAGAAGAGCAGUUGAAACAGUUCCCGUGGUUUAAAGACAUAAAAGAACUGAACACAGGAAGCUACUUCGAGAACGUCAAGAUUGGCGAACCCGAUGAAUUUGAUGUGAUGAUGGUAGUCCCUGUGGAAAGAGUGGACAUCCAACCUUUUGGUGACGAUGGCGCGUUUUACAGCGUCGCCCUCAAACGUCCCAGUAAGCACCAACUGGAUCGCUUUCUCGAUCAGGAGAAGAGGAUCAAAGCCAGUGAAAUGUUAAAUGAGUUUAGAAAAGUCGUGGUAGAGGCUGUCAGUACCCUUGAGGGUGUAGACGUGACGCGCAAGAGACCAGGGUGUCCUGCAGUGACACUGAAGCUGAGGGACACCAUUGAUGUGGACAUUGUCCUUGGCUUGGAGGUUCAUGGAAGCUGGCCGAACUUCACCACGGAUGGAUUCAUGAUUGAGAACUGGCUGGGAAGGAAAGAAAAGAGGGUUUACAGACUAAAACCAUACUACCUCGUACCGAAAUACACCGGCCGAGGCGGUGCAGAGUGCGACGGGGUUGUUGCUAAAGACGCUUGGCGCAUCUCUUUCUCGCACGUUGAGAAGGACAUUCUGAUGAAACACGGUCACGCAAAGACGUGUUGUGAGAAAAACGCAACACCGUGCUGCAGGAAGAAGUGUCUGAAGUUGUUGAAGUACCUGCUUGCACAGCUGAAGGAGAAGCACCAAAAGGAAUUAUCCAAGUUCUGCUCCUACUAUGCUAAGACCACGCUGUUCCACGCUUGCGCCGAGAGAGUAGAGGACAGCGACUGGGCGGUAGAUCGCCUGAGUGACUGUUUUCAGCAGCUACUGCAGGAUUUUGAGGGGCAUUUAAGAUCUGGCUCUCUUCCAAACUUCUUUAUCCCUACACAAAACCUACUCUGUGGUCUGGACAGGAAAAGCUGCAGAUUCCUUGCAGACCGAAUUGAAGAACAGCGGAAUAAUGGCUUCCCCAUCUUUACCUGA